AUGCACCAACACACUCGUAACUACUCUUAUGACGGCCAAAGUGCUCCCUACUCAACUUCCCAACCUCCCCCUCACCAAGGUACCAGCUAUCCCGUACCACCAACCAGCUACCAACGCAGUCAAUAUGACCCCAUGUCUGCCCAGCUAUACGUGCCAUCCAAUGCACCACCAAAUCCCCAAUACCCGCGUUCCAUGACCGUCAGCCCGGAGGCUCAGCAGUAUGCAUCCAUGCAGCCAGGUUACGUGCCUCAUCCCCAUCCCCCAUACUACGAUGGCUCGUAUGGCCAGUCCUCACAAUCCCCUGCCGUCGCUGCCCAAACACCACACUUUAUACCCACCCCCUCUGACUUUGUCGGCCAAUACGCUGCCUACCCCGCGAACGCACGACCUAUGUCCCCCAACUUCGGACGGGAAUAUUACGGCUCACCGGAGUACCAACAUGGAGCUUCUUCGUCGCAGAUUCCCCCGCAACACUCCUCACGCUACACAGGCAGUCGACCACGCAGUACGGCACCAAUAUCUCCGACUUCUACGAGUUCCCCAACAGGGGAGCGAUAUCCCUGCGACAAGUGCUCAAAGACCUUCUCAAGAUCACACGAUAGGAAGCGCCACCACGAAACUCAGCACCUUGCCACGCCAGUCGUACACCGCUGUCGAUACUGUGACAAGGAGUUCAGCCGGGCAGAUUCACUAAAAAGACACCUAGACAACGGGUGUGACGAGCGGCCGCAGUAG
Pleurotus ostreatus (oyster mushroom) is the source of this 735-nucleotide messenger RNA. RefSeq lists its product as uncharacterized. The transcript is spliced from 3 exons. NCBI's taxonomy places the organism in Eukaryota, Fungi, Basidiomycota, Agaricomycetes, Agaricales, Pleurotaceae. The coding region runs from base 1 to 735 and encodes 244 amino acids. The record is from RefSeq and is a predicted model, not a curated record.